AUGUCGUUCGUUAAACUCUCUGCCGAUGCGCCGUUCGUGGUGCCUUUGUGGCCGAUCUUCGACUACGCUGUGUCCAAGGUUUCCGGCGGCCGCUUUAUUCCUUCGCAGUUUGAGUUUGUUCCUCACCAGACGUUUUUCUCCACGCUUCCUCCGGUGCUCGUGGCUAUUGCCGUGUACUAUACGGUGAUUUUCGGCGGCGACUAUAUAUUCAAGAAGUUCCGCAUCAAGCCGUUUGUGUUGAACGGCUUGUUCCAGAUCCACAACCUCUUCUUGACCACCUUGUCGCUCACGUUGUUGGUGUUGAUGGUGGAGCAGCUUGCUCCUAUGAUCUGGAGACACGGGCUUUUCUAUGCCAUUUGUCAUCCUGACGCUUGGACGCAGGAGUUGGUCACGUUGUACUACUUGAACUACUUGACCAAGUUCUGUGAGUUCAUCGAUACCGUGUUCUUGGUCGUGAAACAGAAGAAGUUGACCUUUUUGCACACCUACCAUCAUGGUGCCACCGCGUUGUUGUGCUACACCCAGUUGGUCGGUUUGACUCCCAUUUCCUGGGUGCCCAUUUCCUUGAAUUUGGGUGUCCAUGUUGUCAUGUACUGGUACUACUUCUUGGCUGCCAGAGGCAUCAGAGUUUGGUGGAAGGAGUGGGUCACUCGUUUCCAGAUCAUUCAGUUCGUGUUGGAUUUGGGCUUUGUUUACUUUGCUACCUACCAGAAGAUCAUCUAUACCCACUUCCCUCAGUUGUUGGGUGUCUUGCCAACUUGUGGUGACUGUGCUGGUACUAUGGUAGCCGCCUACUCCGGCUGCGGUAUCUUGUCUUCGUAUCUCGUUUUGUUUAUUGCAUUCUACAUCGAGGUCUACAGAAGAUCCUCCACCAAAAAAGCCAAGAUCGUCAAGGCUGUCAAGGGUGGUGUCGCUGCCCAGGUGAACGAGUACGUCAACACCACCGGUAAGGAGAAAACCCCAGACUCCAUUCGCAAGAGAAAGUAA
Messenger RNA from Australozyma saopauloensis, 987 nucleotides. It is a transcript of the gene FEN1, whose product is annotated as fatty acid elongase. Bases 1 to 987 code for a protein of 328 amino acids. Gene Ontology annotation, molecular function: fatty acid elongase activity. The record is from RefSeq and is a predicted model, not a curated record. The transcript has a single exon. Gene Ontology annotation, biological process: fatty acid elongation, monounsaturated fatty acid; fatty acid elongation, polyunsaturated fatty acid; sphingolipid biosynthetic process. Gene Ontology annotation, cellular component: endoplasmic reticulum membrane. Lineage: Eukaryota; Fungi; Ascomycota; Pichiomycetes; Serinales; Metschnikowiaceae.